ACGUUAUAGGUUAGUCAUCUGUCAAAAUAAUUAAUAAAAGUUCGAAAGAAAGAAAAAAACACCAAAAAUGACUGUAAUGGAAUUUUUUGGAUGUACUUUUUUGGCUUUCGGUCCACCCCUAGCUAUGUUUGUGUUCACAGUAUUAAAUUGCCCCGUUAGAAUUAUAAUUUUAAUAGCUGCAGCGUUUUUCUGGUUAUUAUCACUGUUAUUAUCAUCACUAUGGUGGUUUAUGGUGAUUCCUUUGCGAAAGGAGUUAGCAUUCGGCCUAGUAUUUUCCGUGAUGUUUCAAGAAGCGUUCAGAUACUUAAUUUACAAAAUACUUCGACAAGCAGAAAGAGGCUUACAAAAUAUAUCGGACGAUGCGAAAUUAGUUGAAAACAAACAUAUUUUGGCUUACGUUAGUGGAUUAGGAUUUGGAAUGAUCAGUGGGAUCUUCGCUAUGGUGAAUAUUGCAGCAGACGCAAUUGGUCCUGGUACAAUGGGUUUGAAAUCAGGCAGUGAAAUGUUUUUUUUGAGUAGUGCAGCGACCAGCCUGUGUUUUAUAUUAUUACACACUUUCUGGGGUGUGAUUUUCUUCAGUGCCCUGGAUAACAGUAACAAAUUCCAGGUGAUCUAUGUGGUGUUAUCCCAUAUGUUUGUUUCUUGUAUCACGUUACUCAACAGAUUUGAAAUUUACUCUGCCACGUUGCUGCCGAUUUAUACGGUGUUGUUAAUAACAAUGUUUAUAGCUUUCAGAGUUGCUGGUGGCUCAUUAUCCUCUAUAAAAGCAUGUAUAUUGUUCAACCAGUAGCUAAAACUUUGUGGUGAUGCAAUAAAAAAAUUAAUAAUUUUUAAUUUAAAUACUUUUUUGUAUUACUUAUUGAUUUAAGCUUAUGUUUAUAGGAAUUCAUUAAUGCGUUAAUUUAUUAAUGUACAUUUUUUAAAAAAUAAAUCUCAUUUGCAAUUAAA
Onthophagus taurus is the source of this 948-nucleotide messenger RNA. It is a transcript of the gene aph-1, whose product is annotated as gamma-secretase subunit Aph-1. Gene Ontology annotation, biological process: positive regulation of catalytic activity; protein processing. Gene Ontology annotation, cellular component: membrane. The record is from RefSeq and is a predicted model, not a curated record. NCBI's taxonomy places the organism in Eukaryota, Metazoa, Arthropoda, Insecta, Coleoptera, Scarabaeidae.